Ostrea edulis (European flat oyster) is the source of this 6695-nucleotide messenger RNA. Its product is annotated as bactericidal permeability-increasing protein-like. The record is from RefSeq and is a predicted model, not a curated record. Gene Ontology annotation, molecular function: lipid binding. The transcript is spliced from 17 exons. Lineage: Eukaryota; Metazoa; Mollusca; Bivalvia; Ostreida; Ostreidae. The coding region runs from base 316 to 1800 and encodes 494 amino acids.
AACAUUAAAACUACGACGUUUCAAGCCAGCCUAUUGAAUUAAACGCGUUAGAAUACAUAUUUUCAGUAUAAUAAAUUAUUACUUCCGGUUGUUCAUUCACGUGUACAAUGCGGAAGAAGUGAUUUUUUUGCAAAUGCAUGAAAUGUGAAGAACAAUGAUCAAUCACACCACUCCUAUAAACGAUACAAAAUAGAUUGAAAUGAAUACUUCCUUUUCGAAAGGAAAUCUUUUUUAAACAAACCUUUGACGACCGCGUAUAUAGAAAACGUGCAUUGAGCUUUGGUGUCAGAGUUGUGACGAAAACGUGCAGUAAGAAUGAUGGGUAUAUUUGGUAUCAUACUUACGUUGAUGGGUAUGUUUGUCGUGGAAUCCUAUCAGACAGAAGAAUUAGUCCACAACGCUAGUUACAGUGUUGUUUUUAGACUUACUCAAACAGGCUUAACUUACGCUGUCAACACAAUUUUGGAGAAAGUAAAGGUACAGAAUAUUUCAGCAUACAGUUUCUCCUGUGUCAAUGAAACAACGACCAGCGUAAAUUACUACAUGGAAAGCUUACAGAUCAUAAGAUACACCAAUCUCAAUGCAUCUGCCAGCUUUGAACCGGAUCCUUCUUCUCGUGUAAACCUGACAGUCCAUGAUCUCUCUGUAGAAUUGCAGGGGAAGGUGCGGUGUACACAUAGACAAAGGAGAGUGUUUACUCAGAAUUGCACACUUAAAAUGGAAAUACGAGGAUCGGGCUAUUUCCUUUCUCAUAUAGGAAGAAACGGAGGCAUGUUUAAAUUACGGAUGGUUAAAAAAGACUGCCAUAUUCUUCCAUCCAACAUUACAAUCAAUUUCACAGAAUGUGACGAGUCAGUGGAAUCGGAAUCACUUUGUAACAAUGGUUCAUCGGACUUCAUAGAACAGUUCAGAGAGAAUCGAAUAGGCGAGGCCAAGCUAUGCCUUCUUUUAACGUUCUUUAUCAACUUUAAAGAAAAUAAAGAAAUGGAAGAUAUUGACCUACUCCCAGCGAUAUCAAAAAUCCCGUUUGGGGCGAAUUUAUCAAUGACGAAGGAUCCCAAAUACACCAACGAAUACAUAGAAACAUAUCACGAGGGAGGAAUAUUCUGGCUGUCAACAGGGGAGAACUAUAAUGUUACUCCUAUUGACUUUACAUUGCAUAAUGACAGUUCUAAAAUGGUAUACCUCUGGGUUUCCAAGUCUGUGACUGAAUCAUUUUUCGAAGGAAUCCAAAUACAUGGAAUGCUUCACUACCUCAUCACAGCUCAAAAGGUUGGAAGUGGACUUAAUACUACAUGCACGAAAGGUGUUUGUGUGGGACGUUUAGUACCAGAGUUGGGAAAGAAGUUUCCUAAGCAGUACAUGGAUCUGGAGGUUUACAGCAUUAAGAAUCCCACUGUGAAGUUCCAGAAGAAUUUGGCGAUUUUGGGUGGAAAAAUGGUUAUGUUUGCGAGCAUUCGGGAUCCAAUAUCUGGAGUCUCAUUUGUGAUUGCCAAAUUGACUGGAGAAGUACAAAUACAGAUCAAAGUUAAUAUGCGGAAUUUAACAUUACACGGAGAAGUCGUGUCAUUUGAACCAUCCAUUGAAGAUAUUACUUCACCUUACGUUGACUUUAAUAGUCAGACGGUGAAUUUUAUCCUAACUGGUGCAGUUGUGGUGGCAAUAGAACCUCGGCUAAAUGCCCUAGGGAGCACUGGAAUAACAUUACCGGUACCAAAAAUAGAACUGUACAACACAACGAUUGACCUCAUAGAGAAUGCCAUUGUCCUUGGGAGUGACGUCGAAUAUAUUGAACGUUAAGGAGUAUAGUACAUUUGAAUAUUAUACCAUCUGAAAAGUAAUUCAAAACAACACGAAGAACGAAUAGUACAUGCAAGAGAGGCUGCAAUGAGUGAAUGUUUGAAUUGCUUGUUCGCAGGAAGAAUUUGGUUUUAAAAAACACCGCAAACGUCAAAUUCGCUAUCUAUCUGAACUGUUCCCCUUUUUAAUGACAAAAUCGUGUUAUUUUCACAAGAACUUCUAUGUCGUCAUCAAAUAUAUCAAGCUGGAAUUGCAAUUAGGGGUGUUAAAGAAAAGACAUUCGCGAAAAUAUAUCAUUUCUCAUUAUUUGGAAAACAUGUUUGAUAAUGGUAUCAGUCCAGCCAUGCGUAUGGACAAUAACAUUUGGAAAUAGACGGUUUGAUGUAUCUGGGGAACACAUUGCCUGAAACAAUGAGAUUCGAAACGGAUCUAACUAGAUUUAAAAAGUGUUUAAAAACUUUGUCUUUUUUAAAAAAAACAAACAUAUAUAGACUACUUUUAGAUCUUUGUUAAUCUUAAAGCUGACAUGAAUUAAUAAAUAUAGUAUAAUUCUAUAUGUCCGCCAUAUUUCUCUGCUAAUCCGCCAUAUUAGUUGGAAUUUCUAUUGUUAUAUGUAUCGGGGUUCACAUGGUAUAUAAGGGGACGAGCUUUGCUACGCUUCACUUUACAUCAGUGUCUUCGAUUUACCUGUGCGGGUAGCUUCGACAGGUAACACGUACAUCUCUGAUACUAAUUUAUAGGACAUCAAGAAGAAAUGAAAUCACGUUUUGGAACACCACGCAGUGCUCAAAAUUAUAAUAAACAUAUCGCACAGUAGUAAAUCAUUCUAAAUAUAUAUAUUUGGAUAAAUAUAUAUAGAAUGCCUUUUCUUUACGUGAACGUGCGUACAUUUGCAGUAAAUAUGUCAAAACUAUACGAAAAUGCGGAGAAAUAUUUCAUUUUUUAUCUAUUGAUAAAAUGGAAUAAGCAAAGAGUAUACAAUCUAUACCAUUCACAAUUACUUCAAGUAAAAGGCAAAGACAUAUAUACUACUGUACUUAUAAAAAUGGCAUGUAUGCUCGCCAUGAAAACGCAUCGAAUGCGGACGACUAUUUACCUGGGCCUACUCGUAAUAUCUGUAAAGGACCGCAGAUGUACGUGUACACUUGUCGAAAAUACUCUCUAAGUAGUAGUAAAACUCCCUUUAUUUGCAUAAUCCAUGAAACAAAACGAUAAACUCCAUUUGCAUUCCAACAGUAAACAACAUUGUCCAUUGUGCAGACUGCGACACACUUAGCCCGUGCCGAUCAGCUAUCUUCAAUCAGGGGAAGUAUCAGAGUAUAAUAUUUACCCUGUAUUGUGCAUGAAUCCUUAUACAUUUGUACCAUAUGAUUUACUGGUCGGAGUAUUGCAGAUUUAUAAAUCAAGAAAUCAUUUAGGUACAUAAAUUUGCAUAUACAACACUGUACGAGUGUAUGGGAUGAGAGAGAGAGAGAGAGAGAGAGAGAGAGAGAGAGAACAACGAGAGAGAUAACGACGAGAGAGAGAGAGAGAGAACCGAUGAUCUUGUAAUAAUCGUGCUCUUAUUAAGACAAAUGAUAUCGUUAAUUCAAUAAAAAGAAAACAGUACUAGUAACUCAAUAUUGCUCUCAUUAAUUGAUAAUACAUAUUUAUUUGAUUCAUUUAAAGCACGCAUUAAUUAAAAAUUAAACAUAUUUUUAAAUAAUGUUAUUUUCAAUUACUUCAUUUUAUGCUAAUUUGGCGUUCAAUAGAUCUUAUAUAUCUAUGCCAUUUUGCGUUAUUACAUUCUGCGUCUAACUCGACGCAAAUUGUACUAAUGCAAAAUGUAAUAAUCGAGUUUAUCAUAUUAUGUGUCGUUAUCAAGCAUCAAGGGGAGAGGACAAGAGUGUCUGUCACCCACCUUUAAUAACAAUAUCCAUUUUUUGUUAGUUUGUAAUGCAAAUAAAAGAUACAUUGAGUGACAACCCAUUUACCCCAGCUUGAAAGUUCUGAUAUAAUAGGAGAAGACACACCACCACUAAUUAAGAAAAUGAAGAUAUGAGGCACUCAUAGUAGAGGACUCUAACCACCCCAUCCGACCCCCAACGAUUGAAGAAAAUGAAGUGUAGGGGGAAAUUAUUGAGGUAGUCAAAGUAAAAGACUCUUUAACCCUUCACCCCACAUUAGGACUUUGAACAUCGGACAAAACAUCUUGGUUUGUUUGGGUGUUUUGUUUUAUUUUAUUGCUGUUUUCGUUCAUCUUUUUAAAUUAUUAUUUUGAAUGGCAAGAAAUUUGAAGAAUCCAAUUUUCCAUUCCCCCCCCCCCCCCCCUGUUGUACCCCCCCCCCCCCCAUGAAAAAUGACGAUACAUGUCUGGUUAUUACAUGUACAUUUUGUUUUGCAACACAUGCAUGUAUACUAAUUGUAUGGUGCAUGUAGAAUUGCACCCUUUACCAAGUUUUCCUUCAUUUACAGUGUAACGGAAUGGUAAACCAAAAUCACAAAACAAAAUGCAUAAAGACCAAGAUAUUUUCAAACGUAGGAACUUCAUUCAUGAAUACAUAAAUACAUGUAUUCAGAAAAAUCGCAUGCAUGCAUUGCAGGACUAUUAUAUAGCAUUUGUGUGUUUUAACGUUUCUGUAACAUGCCAUAAUGAUUACUUUGAGGCUUGAGUGUAAUUUAUUCAUAAAUAUUUUCAUUUCGUAGAUCUGGCGCAAUGUCCAUACCGCUGUACGUAGAAAUUUCAAAUUCAAAUGUAUUCGAUAAGAUGUUAGUAUGCAUAAAUCAGUAAAAUUCGUGUUGAGCUUUUAUUUGAUAUGAUACAAUGUCAAUAUACUGUAAUGCAUUAGUAGGAUAUGCAGAAGGCAAGAGUAUAAACAUUUUCUUUUUUCAUUAUCAGUAUCAAUAUCUAUAUGAUCACGAAAAAACAUUAUAUAAUUUAUAUCCGGAUUCAUUUAUACCGAUUUAUAUAUCAAUAAAAACAAAGCUGCAUAGUUUGGGAGAGGGGUUUCUAAUGAGUCUGAUGAAAUUAAAAGAAGGAACCCAACAUUUGCAUUCAAACUAGAUAUACUUCAACAUGAAUUCAUUUCUGAUCUGACUGAAAGCAUGAUUCUAAAUUCGGGAACGAAUCUUGCAUACAAAAUAAUUAAUAGGGGAACACAUAAAUUCGAGCUCCUUUGGAAUUUAAUGAAAUGUAGAUAUUCACCUUUCUUUCAACACGAAUUGAUAUGUUGUUUCAGGCACGAAAACAGGGGGUUGGGGUGGGCAGGAAGGCUGGUCUGCUUUCCCCACUUUUUUUUGACAAUUUACUUUUUUCCCCGUUAUUCUAACAUACAAAGUCAGUAUUUUUUCUACAUGCACAGUUCAAACUAAUAUUUUUUUUAAAAUUUGUAAUGAAUUCAAUUAUAAGUAUCAACUCCUGUAAGUUUCCAAUAUAUUGUCAAUCACAAAUUUUUAAAUAGCUGGAAAUUUUUAAUGCUUGAAAGCUUACAUUUAUAUAAGUGAUCAAUUUUCUUUCCUUCUGUGAAAUGGUAUAUUAUAAAUCGAAAUAGGACGGUCGCUCUCUCUCUCUCUCUCUCUCUCUCUCUCUCAAUGAAUAUGGACAUACAGAGACCGUAAAUGAUUAUGUGGUUCCAAAAGAGACAACAAAACUAUAUUUUCGUUUCUAAAUUUCCUUUCAUAUGUGUCUUUGUGUAAUGAACUGUUUAUUAUGGAUUGCAAAUGUAAUACACGCAUUUGCACACAGAUGUAUAUUUUCGAUCAUUAUUCCCUUAUUUGUAUAUCCAAGUUUGUAUAUGAUCAUCGAGAAAUUUUGAAUUGUGCACGCAAUAUAUCCAACCAGAUAUUAGAUUCCCCAUUUCUAUAAACUGCAAAACCUCGACCAGACAAGCAUUCAAUACAGGAAAAAUUUUCGACUCUGACAUCUCCCCUGAUUGAAGACACACUGUUUGGCACGGGUGAAGUGUGUCGCAGUCUGUAUAAUGGAAUGAAAACGUGUUGUAAAGUUCUAACGAGAUACAAAUGGAGUUUAUCAUUUUGUUUCGUGGAUUUAUCAGAAUAAAGAGAAUCUAAUAUUUUCGGUAAGUGCACAUCUCCGAUACCUGUUGAAUAGACGCCCGUAUUUGAUACUUUUUUUGGCGAUUAUACCUUGUGCAUUGCAUAUUAUGCAUAUGGCAUGCACCUUUAUUUUGCAAGAAUUGAUAUAAAUAAUAUAUUCUAUGCUCUUUGCCUAUUCCAUUCUAUCAGUAUGUAAUUGGCAAAUGAUUUAUCCGCAUUUAUUUUAUUAGAAAAUGCAAAUACUUGCAUGCAUUUACAAGUAUGCAAGAAAAGCUUCUUUUUUUUUUGCAUUUUUGUCUAACUUAUCUAAACUUCCAGAAUGUUGCAUUAGUAUACAAUCAAUAUUUUGUAAUUUUGAGCAAAGCAUAAUGUUUUAAAAUGUUCUUUUAUUUGUUUCUCAUUCCCUAUAUAUUACUAUCGGAGAUGUGCACUGGUCGAGUCCACCUAGAAAAAUCACUCAGGUGUGACAAUCACAUUUGGGGUAUAUACGGGUAGAGUAAAUUAGGCUACCUGAAAGAAAUAUGGCGGAUAAGAUGAGAAAGGUGUAUGUAUUUAUUAAUUCAUGUCAGCUUUAAUAUAUUGACAAUAACAAUGCUGUAUUUGUGUACCAUGCAAAUCUUAAAAAAUUCUCACAUUUCUUAACUUAUUGAUGAUUUUAAUUGUUGUUUUUAAUUCAUACUGUAGGUAUUAAUUGAUAUGAUUUAUAUAUUUUUAAAUUUAUGUCAUUUACAAUGUACUUGUACAUUUCAAAAAUAUAAUUCUGUUUAUUAUACUUUCAUGUAAAAUACUCGAAUCUGAUUGGUCGAGAAGCAUUUGAAAAAACAUUGUUACCCUCUGAGAACAGAAAGCACGCGCCCCAG